This is a messenger RNA of Drosophila serrata, 1029 nucleotides long. RefSeq names its product ketohexokinase. Lineage: Eukaryota; Metazoa; Arthropoda; Insecta; Diptera; Drosophilidae. Gene Ontology annotation, molecular function: ketohexokinase activity. Gene Ontology annotation, biological process: fructose metabolic process. The record is from RefSeq and is a predicted model, not a curated record.
UUAAAGCGAGUAUGAGCGAGAUUGAUUAUGGCAACAAACUGAGCUGGGCCGUUGGCAAGAAGAGGGUUCUUUGCAUGGGCGUCAGCAACAUUGACUGUGUCUCCGUUGUUAACAACUUUCCGGAGGAGAAUGUCCAUGAGAAGGCCAUUUCUGGGUCUUGGCACCGUGGCGGCAGUGCCUCCAACAACUGUACAGUCCUCCGGAAUCUCGGUGUCAAUGUGGAGUUCUUUGGCAUGCUGAGCAGCCAGCCUAUAUUUCAAUUGCUCAUCGAAGACAUGACAAACCGAGGUAUUAUUGUGGAAAACUGUCCGAUGUGUGAUCUGGAUCCGCCUUUCGCCAAUGGGAUCAUGGCCAAAUCGAUGAAUACACGAACCCUGAUCAUUUGCAAUCGUGGUUUUCCCUAUGUCAGCAUUGAGGAUUUCCGGAAACUGAAUCUCAACAAUUAUGGUUGGAUUCAUAUGAGGGCUUUGUUCUUUGACACCAACAUUGAAGUGCUCAAGGACAUAGCUGCCUUUAAUGCCACCAAGGAGGAGGCGGAUGACAAGAUCCUGGUUUCCGUGGAGUUCGAUCACAGUCUAGAGAUAUUGUUCCCAAUGUUGGAUUACUGUGAUUAUGCCUUUUUCUCUAAACAGUUGGCCAUGGAGACUGGCUGGACGUCCAUGGAGAAUGCCUGCAGUCAGCUGGAUGAGCGUUUGCAAAUGCGUUGGGGUUUGAAUCUGAAGCGUCCGUAUGUGAUCAUAAUGUGGGGUGAUCAGGGCUCCGCGUUUAUGGAUCUCAAUGGGAAGUAUACACACUCGCCGCCCUACAAGCCCAAGCAGAUUGUGGAUCUACUGGGAACAGGUGAUACCUUUGUGGGUGCCUUCAUCUAUGCCAAGUACAUAAGGGACCGUUCUUUGAAAGUAUCCGUUGAUUUUGCAAAUCGCAUUGCCAGCUAUAAGAUUACCAAGAAUGGCUAUGAUCAUAUCGCAAAUAUCCUCUUGCCACCAAUUUUGUAAUUAAAAUUUUAUGUGACGCAACCGUAAAGCCUUA